CUUGCUUUACUGGAGCCCCAAUGACGGCCUCCGCACGCCACUCUUCGGCCUCGUACCGCGCCACGACGCCGUCGAGCUACCUCACGAUCUCCGCCAAUAGCACCCAGACUCAAGAUCUGGCAAUUUCAUGCAGUGGAAACUAUAGAUCGGGGAUGGUGAUGCAAGGGGCAAGCUCGGAGGUGCUGAUGCGGGUGAAUUCAAUUGUUGGAGGUGGAGGUGAUGCACACAAAGAGGGAGAAGCCCAAAUUGAGCAGGACGGAGGAGGAGCUCCGCACAUAAUGAAAUUAAAGGUGUGCUGAUGACGGUGCAGCUGCAGUAGGCGAGUUAGAGAGGGCGCUAGACAAGUCUGAUGCCUAGGCUCCGAUUCCAAGGUCAGCAUUCCCCUUUGGAUAGGGGUCACUUGAAUUACUAGAUAAGAAUUGUGCUUGUUUUUUUAACCUAUUUCUGGGAGUUGGAUGAAAUUAUUGCAGGUUGUGGACUCGGGAGUUCAAGUAUGUAUUAAGUUGUUGGACUGGAUACAGUAGCCUUAAGGACUGAACUCUAUAGAGCUAAUGGAGGAUACAGUGUAUGUGUACACGUGCAUUUGCUCACAAGUUCGAUCACUCGCAAAAUGAAUCUGUGCUAAUUCUUUUGGGGAGUACCAUAUAUUUGUGUUAUGUGGUUCAAUGCUCCCGUGCUUGAGGUCAUUCUUUGUACUUGCAGAAAUUUAAAAUCGUUGUUGAGGCAAUUCUUUGUACUUGCAGAAAUUAAAAAUCAUUUCAGGAGUUGAA
Panicum virgatum (switchgrass) is the source of this 770-nucleotide messenger RNA. RefSeq lists its product as uncharacterized. The transcript has 5 exons. NCBI's taxonomy places the organism in Eukaryota, Viridiplantae, Streptophyta, Magnoliopsida, Poales, Poaceae. The record is from RefSeq and is a predicted model, not a curated record. The coding region runs from base 21 to 299 and encodes 92 amino acids.